UGCUUGGUAUACCUGUGUCUUAACAGACAGCGAUAAGCCUGGAUCCAAUAUUAUUGUCUUAACAAGAAACAAAUGGCGGCGAAACAGAAAAAGAUUCUCGUCUUUUUUCCUUCUUUUUAUCUUCUGAUCUUCUUAAUAUUUAACCAUAAUGUCGUUCUUGGGGAGAAAAAGCUGCGAAUGGUGAACAUGGUUUAUCGUCAUGGUGACAGAUCUCCAACAACUACAUUUCCUCUUGAUAAAAAUUUAAAAUAUUGGCCUCAAGGACUUGGACAGCUGACUCGGUUGGGAAUGCUUCAAGAGUAUAAGUUGGGGAAAUUUAUCAAGAAACGUUACAUAGACGAUAAUGAACUGUUAAACAAAACUAUGUAUUUGAAAGACGAGGUUUACUGUAGAAGUACUGAUACUGAUCGCACAAUAAUGAGUGCUCAAGCACAGAUGAAUGGUUUAUAUCCUCCUCAUGGAAAUCAGAUCUGGCGUCCCCAUGUGGAGUGGCAACCAAUACCAGUACAUGUCGAAUCACUAAAGAAUGAUAAAUUACUUAGAGGUUCAAAUUGUCCAAGAUAUGAAGAGCUGAUGGAAAAGUCUUAUAGUUCGCAAGAAUACAAAGAUAUAAAACUAAAAUACCAGGACUUCUAUAAGGGCCUUCGCGUGCAGACUGGCCUUAAUGACUCACUUAAAUUUAGGAACCUUUAUUCAGUACACGACAACUUGUUUUGUUCACAAUCUCAUAAUUUGACACUACCAUCCUGGGCCAAUACAACUGUCAUGAGUGUGUUGAAAAAUAUUUCCAACUUCGAAAUGUACCUGCUGACCUCCAGUAAAGAAAUGGCUAAACUUCAAUAUGGCCUUCUUCUUGGAGAGAUGAUAAAACAUAUGCAAGGUUUCGUUAAUCACGAAAAAGGGAUCAAGAAAGCCUACAUCUACUCAGCUCACGACACUACGAUCAGCGGAAUGUUAGCUGUUCUUGGUUUAUUCGACCGAAUUUCUCCUCCAUAUUCAUCUGCUGUUAUGUUGGAACUCUAUUCAUCUGAUAACGGAAAUGACCAGUCUGUUCGUAUCUUCUACCGAUUCGGGCAAAGUGACAAGCCAAGACAGCUGACUCUUGAGGGAUGUGAUGCAGACUGUCCUCUCAACGAUUUUAUAGAACUGACAAAAGACUCCAUCCCAAAAGAUAGAGACGCAGAGUGUGGCGCUAAAGAAAAGAUGUGCUUCAAGUCUAUAGUUUAUAAAAGUUUUCUUGCAGCGUUUGCAGGGACACUGGUCAUUCUCAUUCUACUUUCUUUCUGUCUUUGCUGCUGUUGGUGUAAACGUCGUCGUUCUCGUAUGCAAGCGACAAGGGUAAACUUCGAUGAUGGUCUGUUGAAAGACGCGAGUCUGUUGCAUAAUCAAGACUAUGAUUCGGAGUGAAGGAAACAGUAUAUAAUGUGCGGAAGGAUUUCACGGCAGACAUGUUGUAGGACAGGAAUAGCUUUGCAGGACAAGAGAUUUCAAUCCCCAAGGCAAGAAAUCCUGUUCGUGUUAUUGCCGGCUCUGCCGUGAAACCUUUCAUCUUAAGAAACAUCACAUAGUUCGCUAUACUAGCUUCGCCCGGGUCACAAUCAUUCAAUAUUUAGUCUGAAAUACCGUCAGGAAAUUAAUUUACGAAUAUUUGAACGAUAGGAGUGGCAGAAACAAUCAACAAAACAAAUUAACUAACAAUAAUAACGACAACAGCAACCGAACAGCAGCAUCAGCAACACCACCAGUAACAACAGUAGUAGCAACAACUGUAACAGCAACAACUACAACGAAGACAACAAUAGCUAGAAAAUAGUGAUUUUGAUAAAUAUAUUUAUCAUGGAUGAUAAAAUGAAAUAUAUUUAAUGUUAAAAAAUAAAAAUGUCAUUAGUACACCAAUCAGGCAUACUCGAUCAUCUCUCAAAACACACAAAGCGCUUUGAUUGGUCGAAAAAUGUAACACUUGAUGAAUGAAAAAUGAGAUAAAGACGAAAUUCAAAGCAA
Molecule: messenger RNA, 2001 nt
Organism: Actinia tenebrosa (Australian red waratah sea anemone)
Lineage: Eukaryota; Metazoa; Cnidaria; Anthozoa; Actiniaria; Actiniidae
Product: prostatic acid phosphatase
Biological process (GO): dephosphorylation
Molecular function (GO): phosphatase activity
Source: RefSeq, a predicted model, not a curated record